GUGUGUGUGUGUGUGUGUGUGUGUGUGUGUGUGUGUGUGUGUGUGUGUGUGUGUGUGUGUGUGUGUGUGUGUGUGUGUGUGAGACAGGUGCUCCGAGGGAUGUGAGCUUCAAUUGACUGCGUUCGAGUGGGAGGCGACUAAAAUGCCCAGACGCUCCGUGGAGCAGACGAUACAUGAGCACAGCGUUGAAGGUCUCACACAGCUGAUUAUGAGCAGAGGAAGCCACUCCGGGUCCUCGGCCCAAGAGCUGAGGCUCCUGCUCGUGGGCAACAUCGGGUGCGGGAAGACGCUGUCGGCCGACACCGUCCUCGGGCAGCCGUCCCCCGAGUCCCACGCGUCCCCGCGGAGCUGCCGGCUGCGGCAGGGGGCCUUCGAGGGCCGGGCCGUGACCCUGGUGGAGGCGCCGCGGUGGUUCUGGAGCGGCGGGAAGAUGGAGGACAGCGUGAGGAAGGAGACGGCCCGGGCGAUGACCCUGCUGGAGCCCGGUCCACACUGUAUUCUGCUGCUGGUGCCCGUCUUCCAGUUUACAGAGAUGGAGGGUCGAGUCCCUGCGGAGCUGGAGGAGAUGUUUGGGGAGGCCUCGCUUAAUCACACCCUGGUCCUGCUGACCUGCGGGGACUACUUAAUGGGAAGGACAGUGGAGGACUACCUGCGGAGUGACUCCGGCCUGAGGCAGGUCGUCGAUCGCUGUGGGGGCAGAUACCACGUCAUCAACAACCGCCAGCGAAACGACCGGGACCAGGUCCGAGAGCUGCUUAAGAAAGUGGACAUCAUGGUGCAGCAGAACGGGGUGUGUCCCAUCAAAACGCUCCGGGACGCCGAGUCUGAGAAACCAGUGCCGGGAGGAAAACGGGAGGUUCUGGAAAGUUACCGAGCUCAAAACGCGGAGAGGUGGGAGUCGGCGCCGGCACGCGGUCGCAACCAGGAAACGGCGAGGAGCGGCGAGGACGCGGGAGACGAGUACAGCGCCGCCCUGCAGAGGAGGAGGAAGGAGCGCAGGGACGAGGUGGAGGGACGGGCGGGCGUGAGGCGGGAGUCCAACGGGCUGCAGUCGGCUCCCGCUCCGAGGCCCGAGGGGUCCACUCACGCGGAUGAGGACUGGAGGCGGAACAGGACGCCCAGCUUCAAACUCAACGCAGAUGGAGCCCUGCUCUCACAAAUGUCUGAGGCCAAGCCGAAGAAGGUGAUCAGCACCUUGCACCACAGAAUCAACAGCUUCGAGGAGCAGUCUCCCUCCCUCUCUCCUACUUCCUCCCCUCGCUCGCCUCCUUUCUCCUCUAACUCUCCCUCGUCUUCGGCCUUCGCCGACUCAGCGUUUUCUGAGCCUUCAUCCCCCUCCUCAUCGGCCUUUGCCUUCUCUCCUCCCCCGCUCCCUUCGCCCGCCCCUCCGACCGCCGCCUCCUCGUCUCCGGAGCUGCGCCUGGUGCUGCUCGGGCGCUCCGGCGCAGGGAAGAGUGCGACGGGCAACAAAAUCCUGGGUCGGGAGGAGUUUGAUUCCUGCGCCAUUACUCAGGAGUGCGACAAAAAGAAGGCGCUGGUUGGAGGAAGAAGGGUGGCAGUAGUGGACACCCCGGACUGGUUCAAUUCCCAGAACGCCCCGGAUGAGGUGCGAGCUCAGAUCUCCUCCUGCGUCGCCCUGUCCAGUCCGGGCCCUCACGCCUUCCUCCUGUGCGUCCCCUUGGACCGGCCCGCGAAGCUGGAGCUGCAGGCCCUGUGGGCCCUCGACGCCGUCUUCGGCCCAGAAGCGGUGCGGAGGCACACGCUGGUGCUGUUCACCUGCGAGGACCGACUGAGGGAGAGCGGGAGGGCGGGCGGCAGCAGCGUGGAGGCGUACGUGGCCGGUCAGAGGGCGGACCUGUUGAACCUGGUGGAGAGGUGCGGGGACCGGUUCCACGUGAUGGCGGCGGGGGACGGGGGGCGCGAGGGGAGGAGCGUGGAGGAGCUGCUGGACAAGGUGGAGCAGAUGGUGAAGGAGGCCGGGGGACAGUUCUACUCCUGCCCUGCUUUCCAGGAGGCCGAGAGCCGAGUGAGGCAGAGGCAGGUGGAGAUAGCGAGGCAGAGGAGGCGGGCGGAGCUGGACAGAGGAGGCAGCGCCGGGCAGCUGAGCCCCAAGAGGCGCCUGUCCCACAUGCAGACCGUGGCGGAGGCCGAGGAGGAGGUGAGAGAGGACGAGAUUGAGGACACCAGGGAUGAGGCGGAGAUGAGCCUGAGGUCCAUGGACAUCGAGAGCCUCCCCCCCAUCGCGGCCGGCGGCCUGCAGGCCUCGGUGCUGCGCUCCGUGGUGGAGAAGAUGCAGUGCGGCGCCGAGGCCCUGCCCCGGCUGCUGGCCGGAGGCUCGGCGUGGGCGAGAGACGGCGCCAUGCAGGUCCGGAGCAGCCCGGCGUGGGGGGCGCUUAGCAGCGGGGCGCUCAGCGUGCAGGAGAUGGUGGUCGGCAGCUCCCUGUGGGAGAAGGUGGGAGCCGGCGCCGGACACGUGUCCAAGGCGGUGGGAGAUCGGGUCCCCCAGGUGGUGGUGGACGGUUCUGCGUGGGUGGGCUCCGGAGCCAAAGCGGUGGCAGCUAGUCCCGUGUGGGGACAGGUCGGGUCCGGGGCCAAGCUAGUGGCCGGCACGUCCAUGCGGGUCGGAGCGGGGAUCGGGACGGGGGCCAAGACCGUGGCCCGAAGCCCGGUGUGGGGGAAGGUGGGUUCUGGGGCCAAAGCGGGGGCCCAAAUGGUGGCCCGGAGCCCGGUGUGGGAGCAGGCGGGAGCUGCGGCCAAGCGGGUUCCCAGGGCGCUGCUGGUGGGUGCGGUGCUGGGGCUGGUGCUCGGCGUGCUGCUGUGGGGGGUGCUCGGCGGCGCCGUCGGGGCGGCGGUCGGGUCUGCGGCAGCGGAAGCGGGCCGACGGAAAUACGGCAAAAAGAAGGCGGCGCCGGAGACAAAGGACGAAGCUGCGGCGAGAACAGUGAGCGACGGCGUGGACUCUUUGGCCAAGACGCUGAAAACUGAAUGACUGAACGCAAGAUACUGUAAAAACAUGUAUGUGAUGUAAAUGAGAAAACAGUUUAAGGAACUUUUUAUCGUGCAUGAAAACACUUUUUGCUUUUGGUGGUUGAAUUCAAAACAGGUCCUGAGGUGGUUUCACUCCAGAUUUAAUCCAUUUGUUUUAUUUGUGUAUUGUAGAAUCUCAAGUUGCUAAUAUUUUCUCUUCAUCUUCAUCAUUUUUGUGAACUGCCAUUUGUUCAUCUAUUACAUUAAACAUAAUCUGAAUGGAAUAAUGACUUCUACAUGAUUCUUCACAAAGCUUCGAGUUUUAAGUUAAACGUGGAGCUCCAUCCUGCCUUUGCAGUAUAUUGAAUCAUGCUCCAGCUGUGAAGGUGCGUUCAUGAGUGUUACUGUACGUGGGUGUGACGCUGGUGGUGAGAGGGAGGAGGCUCCCGUGGAUUAUCUCCAUGGACCAGGCUGGCCAGCGUCGCCCGCUGGGCCUCCUGUAUCGGGAGCGCGU
Betta splendens (Siamese fighting fish) is the source of this 3481-nucleotide messenger RNA. RefSeq lists its product as uncharacterized. The coding region runs from base 143 to 2989 and encodes 948 amino acids. The record is from RefSeq and is a predicted model, not a curated record. The transcript has 8 exons. Gene Ontology annotation, molecular function: GTP binding. Lineage: Eukaryota; Metazoa; Chordata; Actinopteri; Anabantiformes; Osphronemidae.